Molecule: messenger RNA, 2032 nt
Organism: Cannabis sativa
Lineage: Eukaryota; Viridiplantae; Streptophyta; Magnoliopsida; Rosales; Cannabaceae
Product: 2,3-bisphosphoglycerate-dependent phosphoglycerate mutase 1
Exons: 8
Coding region: 476-1504 (342 amino acids)
Biological process (GO): glycolytic process
Molecular function (GO): intramolecular phosphotransferase activity
Source: RefSeq, a predicted model, not a curated record
AACUUGUCAUUGCUAUUUGCUGUGUUGUUAACAACAGAGCACAUUUUAAAGACAAAAUAAAUAUAUUUGCGAAAAUAAAUAAAUAAAACCAACAACUCCAACGAUUUUUUCUAUAUAUAUAUGUAAGUCUAUACACUUUCCAUCUUCAUCUCCGUCAACCUCUCUCGUAAUAAACUCUCUCAUUUCAACCCCAACCCCAUUUCACUCUACUUCUCUGCCCCUCGGUUUCAUCGCCAUAAGCCUAUACAUACAUACAUACAUACAUACAUAUACAUUACACCUGUUAAAGCCUAACCUCUCUUGUAUAACCCUUUUAUUUAUAAACCUCAUUUUACUUGCUACCUGGGGCAUUUUCGGUUUCUGGGUUGCUCUAUCUCUUCAUUUUUUUUUUCAAGCAUAACACAAUAACUUUGGUGCAAAGGAAAGAAAGUAGUGGAAACUUAUUGUGCUUAACUUCAUUUGUGCAGUUCUCAGAAUGGCUACCACAGCAUUUCAUCAAACCAUUGGGACCUUCCAAUCUCAUGGACACAUUAAUAAGCCUGGGAUUCGUAAAGAGAUUGGUGAUGUUGCUAUGAGAUUACCACUAAAGAGUUUCAAGCUCGAACUUGGACUGUCGAAAAGAGCAUGUUUCUCAAGAAACCUUGGGGUCAUUAAAUCCUCUGCUUCUCAAUCUUCUGUGGCUGAUCAAGUUUUGUCUCCCUCAAACAAAAACACCAGUGAACCUCGGAAGAAAUCUAAGGAGGCAGCUUUGAUUCUGAUUCGACAUGGCGAGUCCUUGUGGAACGAAAAGAACUUGUUCACGGGUUGUGUCGAUGUACCACUGACCAAAAAGGGUGUGGAAGAGGCCAUUGAAGCUGGCAAAAGAAUCAGUAACAUACCUAUUGACAUGAUCUAUACAUCUGCACUAAUUCGAGCUCAGAUGACUGCUAUGCUUGCUAUGACCCAACAUCGUCGUAAAAAGGUGCCUAUUGUUAUACAUAAUGAGAGUGAGCAAGCAAGAAAGUGGAGUGAAAUUUUUAGUGAAGAUACCAAAAAGCAGUCAAUUCCAGUCGUGCAAGCUUGGCAAUUGAAUGAAAGAAUGUAUGGGGACUUACAGGGGCUUAAUAAACAGGAAACGGCUGAUAGAUAUGGGAAGGAACAAGUUCAUGAGUGGCGUAGGAGUUACGACAUACCACCUCCAAAUGGCGAGAGCUUGGAAAUGUGUGCUGAAAGAGCAGUUGCUUAUUUCAAAGAAGAAAUUGAACCGCAACUUCUAACUGGAAAAAAUGUGAUGAUUGCUGCUCAUGGGAACUCAUUGAGGUCCAUCAUUAUGUACCUUGACAAACUAACUUCCCAAGAGGUUAUUAGUUUAGAACUAUCAACCGGAAUACCAAUGCUUUACAUUUUCAAAGAGGGAAGAUUCAUCAGAAGGGGAAGUCCAGUUGCACCUUCUGAGGCCGGUGUCUAUGCCUAUACCAGGACUUUGGCCCUUUACAGACAGAAAUUAGAUGAAAUGUUCACAUAAUGUGUUGUUUCAGCAUAAGGGGUGUGUCAUCAUCAAUUACUGGUUCUUGUGCUUCUCACCAAAGAAAUAGUACAAGUCAUAUUAGUUCUUCGGCUUUAGAUCCAAUAUUGGUGUUAAUACCCUCUCUUGUGUAAGAAAGUUGCUGUAGUAACAAAAAGUGUUCAUUCACAGUUCACAGUGAGAAGAUCAGCAAAAUCUGGUUACUUCUACGCGUGCUGUUUUGAGCACACCAUGCAACCAGUUUUGUUGGUUAUUUUAGGUACUUGUAUUGUAGUAGACGUGUGAAAUAUUUUUAUGCUUAAACAUUUGUAAAGCUCAUAUGUUAAUGUUAUGUUCCAGACUAGACCCUGUAAUUGUACGGCCUAUCCAUUUUUCUCCUUCUUUUUUCUCUCAAUGAUGAAGCCUCUAGAAGUCAAAUAAGUCCUUUUUCCCAUAUUUAUUAUUAUGAUGUUAUAUGGAGAAAUUCUAUGGCAUGUAUGGAAUAAUAUUUUCUUAGUAUCAAACGUUCAUGAAUCAUUAAUAUCAAAA